GCCCGUGAACGGCGAUGCGCGCUCUCGAUAAUAAACCUCUGACGCGUUCAUCCGGGAACUACUACGAAGAACUCGUUCUCCAACAUGGCGGCGUCAGCUAAGAAGAAGAAUAAGAAGGGGAAGACCCUUACCUUGACUGACUUCCUGGCAGAGGACAAGGGAGGGAGCAAUGCACCCCCCAGCUACCCAGCUAAGUCCACUAGCUGGGCCGAUGAGACUGAUGAGCUGGAGGGAGAUGUCUCGACUUCAUGGCACACAGAGGAGGAUUCGUUCCGGGCACCGCCCAUUGACCGGUCCAUCCUGCCCACAGCACCCCGCUCAGCUCGUGAACCCAAUGUCGACCGCUCCCGACUGCCCCGCAGCCCACCUUACACGGCUUUCCUGGGCAACCUUCCCUAUGAUGUCACGGAGGACUCAAUCAAAGACUUCUUCCGCGGCUUGGCAAUCAGUGCAGUGCGUCUGCCUCGAGAGCCCAGUAACCCAGAGAGGCUAAAAGGCUUUGGCUAUGCUGAAUUUGAUGAUGUGGACUCCCUCUUGAGGGCCCUGAGUCUCAACGAGGAGAACCUGGGAAACCGAAGGAUCCGUGUGGAUAUUGCAGACCAGUCUAAUGAUAAAGAAAGAGACAAUGGUUCUAUGGGAGGCCGAGACAGAGGUGGACGGAUGUCAGACAUGGGUCCUGACAAGACAGACAGUGACUGGAGGGCUCGGCCCAGUUCAGAUGCCGACGAUGGACCUCCCAAGAGAGAGGAGGCUUUUGGAGAGAGAUCACGGGACCGCUAUGAGCCGGAUCGUUUCAGAGAUGGGCCACGGCGGGACAAUGACCGCUAUGAUGGAGGAAGAGACCGCUUCCGGGAUCGCUAUGAUGACAGGGAUCGUAGAGAUUUCGAUAGAGGAGGUUUUGACUCUCGUGGUGGUGGGGGAAGUCGUCGUGCCUUUGGCAGUGGCUUCCGUCGUGACUAUGAUGACAGUCGAGGUAGCAGUGAUCGUUAUGGGGAACGGGAUCGUUAUGGCGAACGUGAGGACCGGUACGAAAGACGUACGGAUGACAAGCGUGAGGAGAGAGGUGAGACAGGUCCUCAGCAGAGACCUAAGUUGAACCUUAAGCCCCGUAGCGUGCCCAAGGAGGAGGAAGGUGGCAGCGGUGGUGGCGGUGGUGGUACUUCCCCAGCUGCAGCUCCGAGCUCUGGCAGCAGGGCCUCGUCCAUCUUUGGUGCAGCAAAGCCGGUUGAUACAGCAGCCAAAGAGAGGGAGGUGGAGGAGAGGCUGAAGAAAGAGGAAGAGAGGCUGCAGAGGCAGCUAGAGGAGGACAAAAGCCGGGGACCUGACAGAAAGAUGCGAGACAGGGACCCAAGCUGGCGCAAUGAAGAACCUCAUACUGAGCGAUCUCGCACAGGAAGCGAGUCUUCACAGCAAGGAAGUUCUUCUGGAAGAGGCUCCCGGUGUCGAGAUAGCGAGCGCUCUGGGGAGAAUGAGGUUUUCAGUGGGAGAGAAGGUGAGCCCUCCUCCCCCGGGGCUUCCCCGCAGCCCCCCCCUAGCAGCUCCUCCAAGGAGCCGCUGAAGGUGAUGCCUGCACCUCCUCCUAAGGAGAAUGUCUGGGCCAAGAGAAGUGCAGCCAGCACAGGCUCUAGCGAGGGUGAUGGACGACCUCCAGUCUCUCCUGUUUCCCCAAGUGGUUCAGCUCCUCCCAAGCUCCGGUCCCCAAGUUCUGCAGAUGAAAGAGGAUCUGAAAAAGAUGAGAACAAGGCUGACGGUGUGCGUCGGGACCGGGGGCCCCCACGGGCACGAGGGGGGCCAGCAGGGCCUGGAGCAGGGCGGGGCAGAGGAGAGGGGCCCAACAGAGACCGAAGAAAGGAGGCAGACAGAAAGGAUAACAGAAGAGACCGAGACUCCAGACCACUCCCAGAGCCAAAGAAAUUUGAAGAAACCCCAAUCCCCAAGUUCAGCUCAGCCAGUAAGUACGCCGCUUUGCUAAUGGACGGAGACGACGCAGAGGACGUAGAAUAGAGAGAAAAUAAGACAAGGCCUGAAAGCGCAAGAAGAGGACAAAAACGACAGCAGAAUAAAAAAUAAUCUCACAUAGCUUAUGAAAAGAAACUCCUCACAUGAAAGAGGCUCCUGGGAGGACAUCACUUCCUCCUUCCUUUCCUGCAAAACUGUCCUUUUACUUUCAAACACACACCGAUCCUCCCUCCCCUUCAGGACUAUUCACCUUCUUAAGGAUAGUCGCAUACUGGACUUGUUUUAAUUGGGAAACGAUGAGUAGCUGACACAUGGAAAAGUGAUGGAUAACAUUGAAUUAAUUGUAAUAAAUAAAUGGAAAAAGUGGGGAAAAAUGAAUUUGUAUAUUUGUGGAUCAUAAGUAUGGUGAGGUUGACAGAAGAUGUUUAGUGUAACCAGUGUUUAACUGGCUUACUUACAUUGACAUCAUUUCCAAAUUAAAUGCAUAACUAGUCAUUAGAAGCGAUUUUUAUUAGUAAAUAAUUUGGUAUUGUGGAAUCAUUUUAAAUCAAAUUUAUUCAUGAGAAUUUGUCACAAAUCCUGUCUUCCAAUACUAAGAGUCAUGAAUGUUGAGACUGGUUACAAAGAUUUGUCGUGUGCACUAUUCAACAAAGCACUGAUUUAAUUUUUUGGGUUCACAGUAUUUCAAGAGAGGACCGUAAUAGAAAAUAGUAUUGAAGGAGUGAUUUGUAUGUCAAAAGGACAACGGACGCUACACGAUUCUCACUCCUAGAGAAUUUUUCAAGUGCCAUUACUAUUAUCCCCAAUCAUUGUACCAAUGUCUCUCUAUUGCUACACCUGAUGAAGUACUCAAAUCAAUUAAAGGCUUAUAGUGGUUGUUUCCAGUCGUCUUAAA
This is a messenger RNA of Etheostoma spectabile (orangethroat darter), 2854 nucleotides long. RefSeq names its product eukaryotic translation initiation factor 4Ba (gene eif4ba). The transcript has 15 exons. Gene Ontology annotation, molecular function: RNA binding. Lineage: Eukaryota; Metazoa; Chordata; Actinopteri; Perciformes; Percidae. The coding region runs from base 85 to 2004 and encodes 639 amino acids. The record is from RefSeq and is a predicted model, not a curated record.